AUGGCCGACCAAAGCGACCCAUUCGCCCCAGGCAGCGUGGGCAGCGGGCACAGCAGACGACAAGCCGCCAUCCUUGAUCGUUUCCUGCCAGAUGGCUACUCGGCCGACCCCGAGGCUAGCUUGGGUGCGGAGCCCACGGAGCGGCUAUCUCCCGUACAGUCACCGCUUGCACUCGAGGACCAGCCGCAGCCCGUGUCCGCUGUAGCCUCUAGCAUUGAUGCCGGUGGCGAGGACCAGUCGGCCGCCGGUGGCGAGCCUGCCGAGUCCUCAUUGAAGCUACAGGGGGGUGACAUUCACCGCGAUAUGUACAAGAUCAAGGCUCGCGCCAACUCGCUUCGUCGAGCUGCCACCUUCUCUCACCAGCCGUCCCCCAGACUCCACCCGGCCGACGAGCUCUCUUACCCGGAGCAGCGGGAACCUGGUGGGUUCCGGCGCCAGCACCUGCAGCGUCGGGCCCGGCAAAGACGCCUCAGCGGGCCGCUCGUCGUAGCCAAGAACUUUGUUGACUUCCUCGAGCUCUACGGCAGUUUCGCCGGCGAGGAUCUGGAGGAUGCUGACACGUCCGAGGAUGAAUCAGCCAUCGACGAGCGCGAGGAUGGUGGGGACGGCGAGCGGCGCCCUCUCCUUCCUCGCCCAUCGCUGGGUCACCGCAGGAGCUCCCGGCGCCAAGGCCGAGCCGGAGAUGCCAGCACCGUGAAGACUUUCUUCACUCUUUUGAAGGCAUUCAUAGGCACAGGAAUUAUGUUCCUUCCAAAGGCUUUCCGCAACGGCGGGAUACUUUUCUCCUCGCUUACGCUCGUCAUUGUCUCACUCAUCAACUGCGUUUGUUUUCGUCUACUGCUCGACUGUCGCCAGAAGUACGGUGGAGGAUAUGGCGAGUUGGGCGCGGCCAUCGUCGGGCCCCGAUUCCGCGGCCUCGUCCUCGCUUCCAUCGCCUUGUCCCAGCUCGGCUUCGUCUGCGCCGGUCUCAUCUUCACCGCGGAAAAUCUGUGGGCCUUCCUGGAUGCGGUGACUCAAGGCCGGCACGGCCCAGGUCUGGGUGUGCCCGGUCUCAUUGCUCUGCAGCUCGUGCCCCUCGUCCCCUUGGCACUCAUUCGAAACAUUUCGAAGCUGGGCCUCGUGGCUCUGCUGGCGGAUGUGUUUAUCCUGGUAGGACUUGUCUACAUUUGGUACUUCGAUAUCUCGACGCUGGCUCGAAGCGGAAUGGAGCCGUCGGUUCGUUUGUUCAACCCUUCCGACUUCACCCUGACCAUUGGCUCAGCCAUCUUCACGUUCGAGGGCAUCGGCCUCAUCCUGCCGAUCCAGUCGAGCAUGAAGAAGCCCCAGCACUUCGGGCCUCUCCUUUACUUUGUCAUGUUCCUUAUUACAAUCAUUUUCACAUCCGUCGGCGCCUUGUGCUACGCCACCUUUGGAGAGCGGACCAAGAUCCAGGUCAUCUCAAAUUUUCCUCAAGAUUCAGCUCUGGUCAAUGCCGUGCAGUUUCUGUACUCGCUGGCCGUCCUUGGGGGAGAGCCUGUGCAGCUCUUCCCUGCUGUGCGCAUCAUUGAGACGUCCUUGUUUGGCGAGCGGGCAACUGGCAAGAAGAGCACCGCCAUCAAGUGGAAAAAGAAUGCCAUUCGGGCAGCGGUAAUGGCCCUAUGCGUUGCCAUCGGCAUGGUCGGUGCCACGGACCUGGACAAGUUCGUGGCGCUCAUUGGUAGCUUCGCCUGCGUUCCGCUGGUUUACAUAUACCCUGCGUAUCUGCACUACAAAGGUGCAGCAGAGUCAAGCUCGGCCAAGGCUCUGGACGUGGCUCUGAUGGUGCUAGGCAUCAUAGCCAUGGUCUACACUACUGCGGUUACCGUCUUCCAGUGGAUAUCGAACUAG
Molecule: messenger RNA, 1866 nt
Organism: Purpureocillium lilacinum
Lineage: Eukaryota; Fungi; Ascomycota; Sordariomycetes; Hypocreales; Ophiocordycipitaceae
Biological process (GO): amino acid transmembrane transport
Cellular component (GO): vacuolar membrane
Molecular function (GO): L-tyrosine transmembrane transporter activity
Source: RefSeq, a predicted model, not a curated record